UUAUAGGUCACACGCUGGAGAUCUUCAAUGUAUAGCAGAAUAAUCAUCAUUUAGCUCAUUUCUUCUGUGUCAACCGAACUUGAUAGACGUGUAUUGAAGCUAUCUGUGUUCUAAAUAAUCAUCGUUACAAACAAACUUGUAACAUAAACAAACAAGAGUUAGUAUUUGUUUACAAUUUAAAUCGCAAUUCGAAUUCAUAAUAACCGGUGCACAUCGCUAAAGAGAGAGCACCCUUGUAUAUCGAGGAACGUUCUAGAAGGUGUAACGGUUUUUCCUGUGAGCGGAAAUCGGUGAAUUCGGAGUUCGCGUCUUCAGACGAUUUUUUGGAAAAAGAUUCGAAGGAAGUUUGGAAUAUUCUUUCUCUUGAGCAGGAUCACAAACAAAAUCAGCUCCUUGAUGUUGACUAUGCCAAUGACUAUUCCCCUGCCAUCGAAGGCGUUUUUGAAAUUUUGGAAAAAAAGAUCCGUUAGCAUCACCGAAUACGACCCAACUUUCAAAGUCCUUUAUCUGGGUAAUAUCCUCACUUCCUACGCUAAAGGGGAAGGAUGUACUGACAAGCCAUUGUCCACCCUGUGGAAAGCUUACACCAGCAAUCCGGCUAAAGUCCAGACCCCCAUGGAACUGACCAUUUGCAGUUCUGGAAUUAAGGCCGUCACGAAAAACUUUGGAGUGACUGAAUAUUGGGCUUACAGGAUCUCACACUGUGAAGCUCCCGCUGAAUAUCCUGGACUUUUUUGUUGGAUUUACAGGCAUGAAAGACCGAAGAUGAAGCAGGAGUUAAGAUGUCAUGCAGCUUUGUGCUUAAAAGUUGAAAAUGCCAAGGAAUUGACUGAGCAAUUGAAAGAAAGAUUGGCCCUUGCUCUGCAAGAAUUUAGGCGCGAAAAGCUUAACAGACAAAAAGCGAGGUUAUCUCUUGCCAAUGCUGUCUACGAUUGCCCAUCGAUGCCUCGACGAAAACUCCUCCUCUACCGAGGUAGCAUCAACUUCCGACCUCCCAUAGAAAUGUCCAAAAUCGCCCCAAAACUCGGUGUCAUAGACGAGGACGAUCUUGAAGAUGAUCUUGAUGUCGGAACGCCUUCCAGCUACGACGAUCUGUACAUGUACAGCAGUUCAGAAGCAUCUUCUUUGUCAUCGUCUCCAGAAGACGAGGAACUGUUUUCGAGGUUUAGGAUGCUUAGUACGUCGCUGAACUCUAAUGGUGAAGAGACUGCUUCUUCCUAUUCUGAUGAGGACUUGUUCUUUGAUGAUGCAAGAAGUAAUGAAUCAGACGAUAUUCCACUCAUUACGUGAUUACUGGAAAAAUAUCGCCAAAUCAGCGCUUAAUUUAUUCUUCAGCAGUGAAAAACCAUCAAAUCUUGCAUCGUUAAUAAUGCCAACCAAAGUCUUCUUGAAUAAUCAGUCACUUUUUGUAAUACCUAUAUUAUUUAUAUGAUAAUUAGCAUGUCUCAAAUGUAUGUUUAAGUCUUACUACUCCAUUUAUGGCAAAUAAUGUUUCUUAAAUGUGUAUAAGUCUUAAUUGUAUCAUUUAUGACAAUUAACACCUUAAAAUGUUUUAUUAAGCUAUAAUUAUUACUUCAAACCUAACAAUAUCUAGAUCAGUAAACUAACUGGUGUUAGUUCACAAUAUUUUUAACUUUUUUUUUCUUUUAACAUGACGUUCAUUACUUAUUUGUUUGACACUUUCACAAGUCAAUUGGUAAAAAAAAAUUUUGACACCUAAUAUAAAUUCAUUAAAAUUAAAUUAAUUGCACAUCAUGAUUUCUAAAUGCAAAUUAAAACUGCAAUGAGUAUUUAUUUUAUGAGUAAUUUAACUUAACGACUGAAAUAGAAUUAAUUCAUAAUUAAUUUUAAGUCAUUAUUUCAAAAUAUAAAUUAAAUUUUUAUGAAUUAAAUCUAAAACAAUAAUUAAACAAAUUAAUUAAUCCCAUUACAUUGCCAUAUUAAAAAGAAUCUCUUCAAUAAAAAAGCUCAUUGCAUUGAUUGUUGUAUUUAAAAUUAAUUAUACAUUAUUGAUUAAUGAUAAUUAAAAUAUCUUUCAUGAAUGAGUAUAAAGCAAUCUUGUAAAAUCAAUAGAACUAAAUACUAGAUGUUUAUAUUAAAGGCAUUAAUUUUUCUGUGAUACAUAUUGCCAUAUGUAUGUUAAGUAUUUUUACUAGUAUUAAUAAUGACGUUAAAUGUUGUUGAUAUAUUUAUAAUAUUUUAAAAUCAUCAUUUUUUGAAAUGUAGUUGAGAAACUGUACAGUUUAAUAUACCUCAAAGUGCUUCCUAUUGUUCUACCAUCAUUAAUUUAUUUAUUAUCUAUGUAAAUUUCAUUUAAUCUUAAAUCAUAGUGUUCGUAUCAUAUCACUUGCCAAGCUCAACUUAUAAAGUUACGCAAAUUGCAUGUUGAUCAAUGAAUAUAAUUAUUAUAUACUUAAUUAUUUAGUGGCCAAUUAAUUUUCGAUGACGAAUAUAUUCUGUUAGUUAUUAUACUGCAAAAAUUGGAGUAAGUGCUGCAAUUUUAAGUUUUCCUAAAGCCUAGUCUGAUGAAAAGUAAUGCAGUCUUUGAUUUUAUGUGAUUUGAAAUCACUUGUAAAUAUGUAAGUAAGCAUGAUGUAAAUAGUGUUAUUGUUUUUCUUUGUGUGAAUAAAUAUUAAGUUAUAGUUAAA
Molecule: messenger RNA, 2648 nt
Organism: Parasteatoda tepidariorum (common house spider)
Lineage: Eukaryota; Metazoa; Arthropoda; Arachnida; Araneae; Theridiidae
Product: protein FAM43A
Source: RefSeq, a predicted model, not a curated record